GAGCUCGGUUGGAUUGGUUACUGGUCUAUCUCUCUGCGCUCUCUCCUUUCCUUUUCGCUCUGGUGUUAACAAAUUUCAGACUGAGAGCUUAUCAGAGAGAGAUGGGAUUGGGAAGGAAGGAGGUGGGCGGGUCAUCCGACCCGGGUUCCAGCGGGGAAGCGGGUCGGAGCAGCACCAGCAGCGAGCCGUCCGUACCACGAAGAUUCCCGCCGGCGGCACAGCCGGAGAUAAUGAGAGCCGCCGAGAAGGACGAGCAGUACGCCUCCUUUGUCUACGAUGCCUGUCGCGACGCUUUUCGCCACCUCUUUGGUACGAGGAUUGCUGUAGCUUAUCAGAGCGAGACAAAACUUUUGGGGCAGAUGCUUUAUUUUAUAUUAACGACUGGUUCGGGGCAGCAAACACUGGGAGAAGAGUACUGUGAUAUCACUCAGGUUGCAGGACCUUAUGGACUUCCUCCAACCCCAGCAAGACGUGCUCUUUUCAUCGUAUACCAGACAGCAGUUCCUUAUAUUGCAGAGCGACUUAGUUCAAGAGUUGCUUCCCGUGGCAUUGUCCUUGCUGAAUCACAGUCUGAUGAGCCCUACGACAACAAUGCUCCAGGAAGCGUUCAUGUUCAGUCUUCUGCAGUGAUUGAUCUUCCAUCAUCAUCCACAUCAGGGGCAUCCGUUUCAUCUCCGAGAUGGCUUAAAGAGAAACUGAAUGGAUUAUGGUUGUAUGCACUUCGGAGAUGGCCUACGGUGCUCCCAAUAGCUCGUGAACUUUUGCAAUUGGUUCUUCGUGCUAACCUCAUGCUCUUCUACUUUGAAGGCCUCUAUUAUCAUAUAUCAAAACGAGCAGCAGGCAUUCAUUAUGUGUUCAUUGGAAAACCAUCAAAUCAAAGGCCCAGAUACCAAAUACUAGGAGUGUUCCUACUGAUUCAGCUAUGUGUUAUUGCUGCUGAAGGAUUGCGGCGCAGCAAUUUAUCUUCUAUUGCGAGUUCAGUUCACCAGACAUCCUUUGGGACCCAUUCAAGUUCAGCAGGGCGAGGUUUGCCUGUUUUGAACGAGGAAGGCAAUUUGAUAUCUGCAGAUAAUAGUAACAAAGGAAGUUGGGGGCCUGAUUCUUCGUCGACUUCUGAGUCUCAAGCAACAAGCAAAUGCACGCUGUGCCUGAGUAAUCGGCAACACCCAACAGCCACACCUUGUGGCCAUGUAUUUUGCUGGACCUGCAUUAUGGAGUGGUGCAAUGAGAAGCUUGAAUGUCCCCUCUGUCGCACCCCAAUGACUCAUUCGAGCCUAGUUUGUUUAUAUCAUUCAGACUUCUAGUAUUUGAUUAACGGUAGACAGUCGGGCUUUUAAUGAAUACAGAAGAAAAGAAACGAAUUGUAAGCAAAGAAGUUGUCACCAUUAUUCAACACGCUGAGGAUGGGAAGGCCAUAAUUUAUUAGUCUGAAAAUAUGGGGUUGUUGGCAAUGAUCAUUGUAGUUGUGUCCUUUUAUCGAGUGAGGGGUCUUUUUCACUUUGAGAAAAUGAGAUGUUCCUCUCCGAAUUCUAGUGGAGCACAAGAUCAAUUAGUGACCCUUGGCAAAGACAAACUGUAUAGAGACCAUGUUGUAUUCAUAUGCAAAUAAUUUUGAUCCGUUUAUACGUAGAAUAGAUUGAGAAUUUCUCUUGUUGCCA
Molecule: messenger RNA, 1658 nt
Organism: Corylus avellana
Lineage: Eukaryota; Viridiplantae; Streptophyta; Magnoliopsida; Fagales; Betulaceae
Gene: PEX10
Product: peroxin 10
Biological process (GO): protein import into peroxisome matrix
Cellular component (GO): peroxisomal membrane
Molecular function (GO): zinc ion binding
Source: RefSeq, a predicted model, not a curated record